Sardina pilchardus (European sardine) is the source of this 2301-nucleotide messenger RNA. Its product is annotated as collagen alpha-1(IX) chain-like. The record is from RefSeq and is a predicted model, not a curated record. NCBI's taxonomy places the organism in Eukaryota, Metazoa, Chordata, Actinopteri, Clupeiformes, Clupeidae. Bases 117 to 1748 code for a protein of 543 amino acids. The transcript has 27 exons. Gene Ontology annotation, molecular function: extracellular matrix structural constituent conferring tensile strength. Gene Ontology annotation, biological process: extracellular matrix organization.
AACCUGGCAAACCUGGACCUCGUGGCUCAGCUGGUAUUGGCCCAGAUGGACCCCCUGGACCACCAGGGCCAGGAGGCCUUCCAGGUGAAUUGGGCAAAAUCGGAUCUCCCGGAUCUAUGGGUGUGCGAGGGCCAUCUGGACCCAGGGGACCCACCGGAGCCAGAGGAGCAGCUGGCGCGUUGGGUGGCACAAUGGAGUUGUGUGGCAACGCCUGCCCACCGGGGACACCUGGCCAUCCAGGCCUUCCAGGGAUGAAGGGUCACAAAGGUGUGAAGGGGGAGGGUGGGGAGCCUGGAAAGCAAGGACACAAGGGAGAAGAGGGAGACCAGGGAGCGUCGGGAGAAGUGGGAGCACAGGGGCCUACGGGGCCACAGGGAAUCCGCGGGUCGACGGGAACCAUGGGACCCAAAGGUGAAAUGGGAGCUCGAGGCCACGAUGGAGAUCCAGGAUCGCAGGGUGUCCUGGGGGCCACAGGAGACAUGGGCCAGAGAGGAGUGAUGGGGGAGAGAGGUCCCAAGGGAGAGGAAGGCGGUCAAGGACAAAGGGGCAUCACUGGUCUUCCCGGACCGAAGGGUGACUCAGGCCUGCCAGGCGUGGAUGGCCGUGAGGGCAUCCCUGGUAUGCCAGGUUCAAAGGGCAGCUCAGGUAAACCUGGAUCUCCUGGCGAGGUCGGGCUGCAGGGACUUCCUGGUUUACCUGGCAUACCCGGACCCAAGGGCAUGGGUGGGGAGAAGGGUGGCUCUGGAGAUCCCGGUCUCCUCGGGACAAUGGGCUCGGCUGGCAAACAGGGCGAGAGAGGAGAACAAGGCGAGCUCGGCCCGAUCGGACCCGUUGGAGAGCCCGGUGAUCGAGGAGAGCAGGGACAUGAUGGGCCAGCUGGAAAACCAGGUGCCAGAGGGCCCAAAGGUGAUCUCGGCUUGCCAGGACUUCCUGGACCUUCUGGUCUUCCCGGAGUGAAGGGUGACAGAGGCGAGGGCGGUGAGACUGGGCCAAAGGGAGAGCAGGGACAACAAGGAGCAGAGGGAACUCCAGGAGACAAAGGAGACCUUGGCGAGACAGGAGAACCAGGACCUAAAGGAGCGGGCGGAAACCCAGGAGAGCCAGGGAACAGGGGAGCAGAGGGCGCCCGCGGGCAGCCUGGCAUCCAGGGGCCUGCCGGUACGCCAGGACCGCGCGGCAUGCAGGGAGACAGGGGAUCACCAGGACCUCGUGGGUCUCAGGGGCCAGCGGGCAAAGAGCCAAGUGAUCAACAAAUCCGACAAGUCUGCAUGAGAGUAAUGCAGGAGCAGUUGGCACAGUUAGCAGCCAGUCUUAGAAGGCCAGAGUCAGGAGCAGUAGGCCUGCCUGGUCGUCCAGGACCCCCAGGUCCUGCUGGUCCCCCAGGAGACAGUGGCUUCCCUGGGCAGGCAGGAACAAGAGGUCUCCCUGGCUUGAAAGGACCUCCAGGAGUUAUGGGACGCAAAGGACCAAAAGGUGAGAUGGGAGACAGAGGCGACCGAGGACCCACAGCGCGAGGACCCAAAGGCCUGCCAGGACCUCCUGGUCUACCAGGUGAGCCAGGUAAGCCCGGCUACGGCAAGGAUGGACGUGAUGGCGCCAGAGGCCCACCUGGUAUCCACGGUCAGGCCGGUGUCCCUGGGCCUCCUGGUUCUGCCGGUCCUAAUGGCUACUGCGACCCUUCCGCCUGCAACCUCCCGGCUGGGUCAGCCGUCCUGGACACCAACAUGAAGGGGCCCAACGACAACUAGGCCACUAGGGGGCACUAGCACAGCUGGGGCUGAAGCAGUGGAGGAGAGACUAUCGUAAUGGACAACUCCCCGAGGAAGCACACAACAUUCUCACGGCACAUUUGAAAGCCAGAAAAGGAGACGGGGAGUGCAACCCUGUCAGCGCCAGUACACCAGCGUGAGAAUGUUCUGUGCUCGCCUCGCCAGGGCCUGGGAACAUCACACGGAGGGCUCCAUUUCAGUUGUAGAGACAUCACCAGAGUCAUAUUGCUCAAAUAUCUGAUUUGAAAUGUGGUCAUUAUUGUAUUGUUUUGUGUCCUUUUUUUUGUUUUGUUUUGUUCAAACUAAACAUCUUGGUUGUUUUCCUUUUUUGUAUUUUUUUUUGUUUUUUUUUCAAAAAAAUAUUUUCCAACCCCACUGCCUAUGUUGUCAGCACUCUUCCCUCUCCAUAACGCAAUCUGAUCCUCACAGGAUGUUUCCCUGGGGACUAUAUUCAACUCCUCUACCCAUGGUUCCCACCCAUGGCGAAACUACUACUUACCUAGAAAUCAUGAACAUUCCCCGCGAGAGACAG